GAGCUCAAGUAUCCGUUCAUUGAUUUAGACGCGGACCGGGGCGGUUUAUUGGCGCUAUUCAUGGCGCAACCGUUUUCAUCAAGUUACGAAGCUGGAGGAAGGAAUGGUCCAGUGCUGAUGGCGCACUCUGAGCUGUUUGUGACGAGAGUGCCCCCUGUGGAGGGGAGUGCUGUGGAGCUCAGUGUUCUGGGCUUCUUGGAAUCCUUCGGGGAAGAAAACAGCACAGCUGAGAGAUGCUACCGCUCCCACUCCCGCAGCAGCGUCCUCCAGGGCCUGCCAUUUGGAGGGGUUCCCACUGUCCUCGCCAUCAAUGUGGUCCUCUGGAUGUUCCUGUUGCUCAUCUUCUCCUGUCUGAGGAAGGCUGCAUGGGACUACGGCCGCCUGGCCCUGCUGAUGGAGAAUGACAGUCUCACAUCCUUGUUUUAUGGAGAACCAAGUGAGAAAGAGAAGUCUCCCUCAGAGUCCAGCCCCUCUGACUCUGAGACCAAGGACAUGGGCUUCUGCUCAUGGCUCUCAUCUCUUUACCAUAUGAAGGAUGAGGAGAUCCGGAGCAAAUGUGGCAUUGACUCUGUCACAUACCUGUCCUUCCAGCGCCACAUCAUCCUGCUCAUGACAGUAGUUUGCUUGCUGUCUUUGGCCGUAAUCCUGCCGGUCAACUUUUCCGGGGACCUCCUGGGAGGCAGUCCUGAAAACUUUGGAAGAACAACACUGGCUAAUGUUAGCGCAAAUGUUUUUGUGGCUGACAGGGACAGAUUUCUGUGGCUCCACAGCAUCUUUGCUCUGGUUUACUUCAUCAUCACGUUGCUGUGCAUGGUGCACCACUCGAUACGGCUGGAGUACAGAGAAGAUGAGAAGGUAGCCAGGACACUGAUGAUUACCUCCAUACCCAGAGAGAUCUCUGACCCAGGACUCAUCACCAAACAUUUCCACGAGGCCUACCCCAGCUGUACUGUCACUGACAUCCGUUUCUGCUUUGAUGUCCACAAGCUGAUGAGGCUGGACUUGGAGAGGCGCAAAGCAAUGAAAGGCAGGCUGUAUUUUGCCACAAAAGCCCAAAAAGACGGGAAGAUCAUGAUCAAAACCCAUCCGUGUGCUCAGAUAUUCUGCUGCGACAUCUGCGGCUUCGAAAAGGUGGAUGCAGAGCAGUACUACAGUGAGCUAGAAGAAAAGUGGACAGACGAGUUUAACGCUGAGAAGAAUCGCAUCUUCAUGAAGAAGCUGGGCAUCGCCUUUGUGACUUUUCGUGAUGAGAGGAUGACUGCUGUGAUUGUGAAGGACUACAGUUGCGCGCACUGCCGUCGCAGACCUCAGCAGUCCAGCAUCACCACUGUGGUGCAGUCUCACAAAUGGGGGGUCAGCUACGCGCCUGCUCCCAGUGACAUCAUCUGGGAAAACCUGUCAGUGUGUGGAUCACGCUGGUGGCUCCGCUGCGUCCUCCUCAACAUCCUACUCUUCCUGCUGCUGUUCUUCCUCACCACUCCCGCCAUCAUCGUCAACACCAUGGACAAGUUCAACGUCACCAAGCCUGUGGAGAGUCUGCGGAGCCCUGUCAUUACCCAGUUCUUCCCCACCCUCCUGCUGUGGGCGUUUUCGGUGCUCCUGCCCUUCAUCGUCUACCACUCAGCCUUCUUUGAGUCCCACUGGACCAGAUCUGGUGAGAACCAAGUAACGAUGCACAAGUGCUUUUUACUGCUGGUCUUCAUGGUCAUCAUCCUGCCCUCACUUGGCCUAUCCAGUCUCGACCUGUUCUUCACCUGGCUUUUUGAUGUCAACUUCCUAGAUGAGAAGGAUGUCAAAUUCCAGUGCGUGUUUCUUCCCGACAACGGUGCAUUCUUCGUAAACUACGUGAUUACAUCCGGCCUGAUCGGCACAUCUAUGGAGUUGCUUCGUAUCCCGGCACUGACGGUGUACGCCGUCCGCCUCUGCUUUGCAAAGUCCCAGGCUGAGAGGAUUCAUGUCAAACGGAGUCAGGCGUACGAGUUCCAGUUUGGCCUGGAGUACGCCUGGACCAUGUGUAUCUUUGCAGUCAGUAUGACCUACAGCAUCACAUGUCCCAUCAUUACGCCCUUUGGUCUGCUCUAUGUGAUCCUGAAGCACAUGGUUGACAGAUACAACAUCUACUAUGCAUACGUUCCCACCAAACUCAACCAACGCAUCCACAGAGCAGCCAUCAGCCAGGUCAUCGUGGCUCCCCUUCUCUGCAUGUUCUGGCUGCUCUUCUUCUGUGUGCUUAAAUUAGGUCCAGUGCAUCCCAUCACCCUCUUCACCUUAGUUUCCCUGCUCUCCUGUAUUGCCUUUUCCCUGCUCCGCUUGUGCCUUAGGAAGCAACCAGACAAGUCAACGAGCUACCAGAUGUCUGAUCAGCCAGCAGAGGGGACAUUCACUGAUGCAGACAGGAGUACUGUAACAUCCACCACUGCCUCCAAUCUGUUUGUGGCGUCCGUGCUGCUUGAGCCAGAGCUGGCUUUGACUCCAAUGCCCUCCCCGGCCCACCACAGCUACGGCGCCAUGGCCAGCUCCCAGGGUUCAAGCCACAACCCCGUGGAGGAAGACGAGGGUGAGGAAGACCAUGCCCGGACCCGUGAGACUGAGCUCCAAGACCCUCCAGACACCUACCGCUCCAGCCCGCUCAUGGACAGCCCUGUGGGCUACCAGUAACGCCGAAUCCCUCAAGUUGAUUUCCACGUGUCCUUCACCGGGGGAACACAGAUUGCUAAAUGCCGCAAUGCUGAGUUUUCGCCACUGACCUCAGACUCCAACUUAGCUGCCUCAGACCCUGAGAUUAGACUUUGCUUGUUAGAAAGGAUGAAGAGCCUGAAGAGGAAAGGAGCUUAAGAACACAGGAGCAGAAUCCAUAUAAACAUCACCCUUAAUAUAUAGACAGCAGUUUGCCAAAACAUCUCCUUAAUAUGUCUAAUGGACAUGAACCACACAUCAGUCUUGAUAGAACAACUUAAAUGUACAGAUUAUUUUAGGUGAACUCUUGGAUGCUCCAUAACAGGGAUUCCAACUUCUUCUGUGGCUUCAUUUGCGAGAUAAAAAGUGAUGAAAGUGACUGGGGUGGAAUUGCCUCUGGGUCUCUAUCAGAGAUACCCUGUCCAUGCUGUUCCCCUUGGACGUGAGUAGAGGUGAAAGUUCCCAUCAGAGUGGGUGGUGUGAGCAGGCUCGCCCCGGCAGACUGACAGAGUGGUCUGGUCACGGGUGAUAUCUGGUUCCCCGGCAGCAGAGCUCGGGGAGGCUGAGCGUGAGGGCAGCUAGUUGUGAAGCCAUCUGCAGCGAGAGAGCAGACAGACGGAGGGCCGAAAGUAACUCAGAGAUGUACUGUAAUAAGGGUACACUCUGUCCACAGAGGCACAAGCAGCUUGACUGUACCUGAAGCUUGUUGUAACUAUUGUCAGUUCAAGGUUGCUAUUUUUGCUACAGUAUUUUUUGGUGUCAUAGACAUUGUGCUUUGGGUUGGGGGAGGGGGGCACCGGGGAACGGUCAAGGAUUUGCAGAGCUGUCCCAUCUUAAUCAGAGUAUUGCAUAAUUGUGUGCUGUUUUGACUGUAUAGGUGAUACAACUGUAUUUUUAUUUAUUUAUUUUAAAUGACUAGUUGAACAUUUUGGGAAAUACGCUAAUUCGGUUUCUUCCUGAGAGAUAGAUGAGCAGAUCGACACCACUCUCAUGGCUGUACGAUAAAUACAAAGCUAUCCCCAGCAGCAGGAUAGCUAAGCGUAGCUUAAAGACUGGAAACAGGGGGAAACAGGGGGAAAACAGGGGGGACACAGUUAGCCCGGAGCCAGAGACGAGACUGUUUCUUGACUGGGCGCGGUCACGCUGUGGAUUCUUGUUGUCACCAGCAGAGCAUCCAGGGAGUUACUGCAUCUGGUGUUACGCUAAAUUCAACUAACUUAAGCAAAGUGAAGGUAACUGGCUGCUGGCGGUAGCUUCAUAUUUAACAGAUGCAUAUGGGAGUGGUAUCGAUCUUCUCCUCUUUCUUGGCAAGAAAGCGUACAAGAGACUCAAAAAUUAGAAGCACACCCUGGAUUUACAACAUUUGUUUAUUGUAUAAAUGUUAUAUUUAGUUAUACCAUUUAUUUUUAAUAUGCCAUGGAGUCUACUUUCCCUCACUACAAGACAACUGUAUGGAAAUCUAUAGAAGAAUUCAUCCAUUUUGCUAAAUACGUGAACUAUUGAAAGUAACUGUUACCUAUGUUACUACUAAAGCCAUUACAUUUAAAUAUUUUUGUUGUAAAAAUACUGAAAACUAAAGUAUUCUGUCACCAUAAUGGCUCAAAAUUAUCUAUUCAUAUUCAUUUGUUUAGUGUUCAAAUGUUUCUGUGCUAAAAUGUCCCAAAUAUAAAUACAAACAGUAAAAUUCAAACACUACCCCACAGUACCAUGACUUCAGUUGCAUUAAUCUAUUCUGUGACACUCCACUGCAUGUCAACUAUGUUGUAUCAAUGAGGUAUGCAUUUAUAUCCUUAAGGUCAAGUUUCACGCGUGCUAAUCUCAUUGGUUUACGGUCAGUCUGUAUGUUUGCAAGUUUUGUGUUUUUUGGGUUAUGUUGCUUUCCUGAUGGUGGGAUGAAAGUUUUCUCAUGAAACUGAAUGUAAACUAGAAUGUAGUUUGUUUUUCACGUCUCUUGCUGUGCCUUGAAGAAAAAAACUCCCUUUUGUGUGACAAUCCAGCAUGGCCUGAAAUAUGCUGCAUGGACUGAAAACUAAAGAGCGGGGAAAACAACCAAGACAUGAAAACACAACAACAAACACAAAAACUCAAAAACCCAGAGGAGGGAUUUUCAUUCUCACUAACAGUCAAUGAGUAGUUUGUUCUGAUACAAACAAAAAAAUCUUCACACAAGAUCUGCUUUCUACCUUUUUCUGAAGCUUUCGAUCAUAUCACAUGGUCUUCAUCAGCAGAUUAUUUUUCCUGGAAUUGUAGAUGUUCAAACUUUCCACUACUCUGUGCGCUUUUAGGACUUUUGUCCAUGUUUGCAUAAAUGUUGACCCUGACAGUUCAUGCUUGACCUCGGAAACGUGUUAAGAAAACACUCGAGGUCCACUUCCUCGCUUUUUCUGGAGCUUUCAAGAAUGAAACACAAAUCUCAAGUUUUACGCCGACAUGUAUGAGAUGUCAUAAAAGUGCUCAGUAUAGUGGAAAGUUUGAAUAUCUACAGUUCUGUGAUAACUCAGCAAACUUGAUCUGCUGAUGAAGACCGCGUGACCUGGUUGAAAGCUCUGGAACAAGCGAGUGAGUGGAUCUUGGGUGGAGAUAAUUUUUGUCAACUGCUGUUUCCAAGGUCCAGAAUGGACGGUCAAGCUCAACAGUAAGCUAACUUACUGUGUCUUUACAUCACAGCGGUUGUCACUUUUUUAAGAUGUUUUGUAUCGUGGCCUUGUUGGUGCCUUGUUGUUGAUUUCAAUCAAUAUCCUUUCAGUUGUCAGCUGUUGUUUGUCGAGGAUAAAAAAAAUCUUUAAAAGCUGUUUAUGGAGUGUUAUUCCCUUGUCUAUGUCUUGGGGUGAUUUCACUAUGUUUGACUAACAGUGAGAGCCCUGUUGGUGGUCAGUUCACACCAGUCUUCUCUCAGAACAGCUGAAAAACGUCUUGUUGGUCAAUAGAGUGGAUUUAAGUCUAUUUUGUGUUUUGCCUGAGAGGGGCUAUUAUAACUUUUAUCAUAUAAAUCAUAUGCCUGUGAUGUGAAGUUUUUUUUUAAACUUUUUUUUCAGUUGUACUUUCAUAAAUUGAUGACCUAUUAUUUCAUAAAAUGAAAUGUAGUUGCCCCAUUUUACAAGGAAUCUAAUUCUAGUUCCUCAUGCUGUAUAAAACAGAUGAAAGCUGGCAGCAGAGAGGGCAUGAAAGGGUCAGUGCAGAGAAUCAUGAAGCAAAAUCUGUUUAGAAAAAAAACAUCAAAGAGCAUCUCCUGUGGGUUUCUCUUCCAGAAGCUUGUUUCACAGAUCAUUAAGCAUACUUUCCUUUGAAAAUUACAAAAUAAAACUUAUUAUGGUAUUCUUAGCUCGAAUGGCCAUGCAUGGAGGGAUUGUCCAUUUUCAUGCUUAACUAGUUUUAUUGUAUCCUGUCAUGUCUGUUCAUAUACUGUCGGCUUGACCACCUGUGGUCUAUUUGUAGGUACAUUAGCUUUCCAGACGUGUCCAUUCCUUUUUGCUCUCGGUUAUGAAAUGUGUGUCUCAUAUAGUAAAUAAAUGAUUCCCAAUUUGAGCCUGAUGUAAAUGUGGGUUGUUCUAUUUCCAAGAAGGUUGAGGUUAAGGGAUAGUCUGCAUUUGAGAUUGAUCUCUGUCAAUCAAGUCUUCAUCUGUCAAAAG
Molecule: messenger RNA, 6305 nt
Organism: Xiphias gladius (swordfish)
Lineage: Eukaryota; Metazoa; Chordata; Actinopteri; Istiophoriformes; Xiphiidae
Gene: tmem63c
Product: transmembrane protein 63C
Exons: 23
Coding region: 61-2658 (865 amino acids)
Cellular component (GO): plasma membrane
Molecular function (GO): calcium-activated cation channel activity
Source: RefSeq, a predicted model, not a curated record